Messenger RNA from Sander lucioperca (pikeperch), 1162 nucleotides. It is a transcript of the gene apodb, whose product is annotated as apolipoprotein Db. Gene Ontology annotation, molecular function: lipid binding. The transcript is spliced from 5 exons. The record is from RefSeq and is a predicted model, not a curated record. Lineage: Eukaryota; Metazoa; Chordata; Actinopteri; Perciformes; Percidae. Bases 143 to 694 code for a protein of 183 amino acids. Gene Ontology annotation, biological process: brain development; tissue regeneration; lipid transport.
UGACAUAACAUAAAUGUGAACACUCCCAAUCUGUUUGACCAGACAGCAUUUCAUCAACAGCUUCAGCCAGCACCAGACCUCCACCUGACAUCUUUAAAUACACCUGAGCUUCUAUAAUCCUCCCUCCUCUUCUGAAGGAACAAUGUCUGCAGUCUACCUCCUCCUCCUGCUGUUCCCUCUGGUGUCAGCACAGACCUAUCACUGGGGUCCCUGUCCUACUCCCAAGGUGCAGCCCAACUUCAACCUUCAACAGUAUCUGGGCAGGUGGUAUGAGAUUGCGAAGCUCCCUGCUUCUUUUGAGAGAGGAAAGUGCAUCGAGGCCAACUACAACGUAAGGAAAGAUGGCACCAUUCAGGUGCUGAACUCUCAGUUCUAUAAAGACAAGGUGAGGGUAGCAGAAGGGACAGCGGUGAUUCCAGAUCUGAGAGAACCUGCCCAACUUGGAGUCAGUUUCUCGUACUUUACUCCCUACGCCCCCUACUGGAUUCUGUCCACCGACUACACCAGCACAUCCGUCGUGUACUCUUGCACUAACAUCCUCUACAUUUUUCACAUCGACUACGCAUGGAUCCUCGGCCGGUCGCGCUUCCUGCCUCCGGAGACCGUGAGUUACGCCAAAGAGCUGCUGAUGAACGAAGGGAUCGACCUGUUCAGGAUGAAGGCCACCGAUCAGAGCGGCUGCAAGGAUAACUAGGGAUUCAUGGAGACUUCCACUCAUUGCACUGUAUCCAGUCACAGCACUCCGAUAAAGAAGGCUGAAUAGUUGAUCAACAGAACCCUGUAUUGCAUAAUGAUAACAUUAAUUAUUGCAGCAAACACAUCUCAGUAUGAUAUGCUUUGAUGUCCAUUAUUUUUCCUUCAUCAUCCAGGCCUCACGUUGUAACUGUACAUAACCAUGAGAAAAGCUAGUUCAAUCUGCUGUGUUACAGAUAUUAAAACAUUUUAAGAUCUUUUUAAAAUACAUUUUUAUCUUCAAAUAGGGAGUAAAUUAAAUUGUAAAACCAACAAAUAAACCCUAAUGUGCAAUGGAGUUCCUAAUAGUUCAUUGUGAAUAUAUUGUAUUGUGAUAAUCUAGUAGAACAUGAAACAAGCAUAUUUGUGGUGAUGGCAAAAAACAUGUGGUUGAUCUCUAUGUACAUUAAAGCUGUAUCCAUUAAGCAGA